CGCAGAUUUUGUUUUUAGUUAUUCGCCGAUAAUUGAUGUCAAAGGACGCGUUGCGACCGGUAUUUUACGGCGCGUACAAUUAACAAGGAUUUCAAUAAGAUACCCUUGAAUAUAUUGGGGUGACAGAAAAGUGUGAUAGGGGGAGAGUGUGGAUAGUGAGGAGGGAGUGCUGCUGUUUUCAAUUCCUUUGGAGGUUUUGGAUGUCGCUGGUGGUGGCAACAAUGCCAAAGGAAGAUCCUUUUGUGAACAGAGCCCAACUGUUGAAGGCUAUAAAAAAGUAUCCAGAAAUUUGGGAUUCCAAUAACAAACUGCACAUGUGCCGCAGCGUUACGGCACCCAUGUGGAAUGAAAUUGCAGAGCAGUUUGGCGGUCACGUACCCACCGUUAAGCUUCAAUCGAUUUGGAGCCAAAUGAAAUAUCACUAUCACAAUCUGGUACAUCGCCAAAUUUUACAUAAGGAACGUUUCACCACCAAAUGGGAACACUUUGAGCCCAUGUCUUUCAUGUAUAAUAUAACGGUGGCCAAAAUUGUGGGCGCCACUGGAAGCAAUGGUUCAGAGGCAAGUGAAAUGUCUCCCACUUCAUUGCCAUCGCCCCCACCGUUGCCUCAGUCUCAGGGUCGCGGUCGACCAAGUGGAAGCUUUACUUGGCUGCCACCGGUAGCUCCUCAAGCCGAGGUCAGCGUUGAGACCUCUCCGUUUACGGGCUUUACGGGUCUAGUGCCUCCUGCUGCUGUUACUGUGGAGACCACAACAACACCUCUGCGAAAACCAGGACGCCCUGGUUCACUAAACAAUAGUAUGCGGGGUCGUAUCAUUGAUUCCAUUAAAGCUAGACCGAUUUUGUGGGCUGGCCGACAAAAGGAGCAAGCCAAGGGACAAAAUCGCACAUCAGCUGUGUGGAAGGAGGUGGCUGUGGAGUUGGGUCUAACACCAAGCUUAGUUCAAACUCGCUGGUCCAUUAUCAAACAGCGCUAUGUGGAUGAAUUGCAAAAAGAACGUCACGCUCGUUAUGGCCAGGAACACUUUCAUUCGACUUGGGAACAUUUUGACCGUAUGUCAUUUAUGCGUGAGAUUUUGGUCAAAAAAGUGGACGAACGCGAACAGACACGUGAACAUAUCCAAGAAAUAGUCAGUGAAAAGCAACAAAUGCAAAAUCAUCACCAGCAAGCAGCCCAACAAUUACAUCAACAACAGCAGCAGCAACAACAUCAGCAUCAACAACUUCCCAUACACAAUCCACACCAGCAACAAAUACGUUACAUACGAUCCACCAACACAAGUGGUCUGAACUCCUCCACAUCUUUGUCCCCAUCGGGCGGUGGCGGCCCUCUCCAACAGACACAUCAUCACAUACACCAUCCACAAUUGACCAUGUGUGAUGAGAACGAACUGACAGUACACAAUGCCCAUGCCAAUGGAGUCAUUGGCAGCGAAGGAGUUGGCAAUAGUGGCUUGGUGGGACUUUUGCCGGGUCAUGCAGUUGUGAGCAGCACACGUAGGCGUGUCAAAAAUGAAUCCGAUUUGGAAUGGGAUCCGUUUGAGAUGAUCCUUCAUGUGCAGGCUGGAGGCACAGAGCCCCCCAACAAUUGAAUUGAUGCUCCCUUGGAGAACUUAAAAUAGAAACGAAAAACUACUAGAGACGUGACCGUGGAAGACUGAUUAUAUAGAUUACACUUCAGCCGAAACUAAUCAUCCGAUCAAGAUAUUUGUAUUAUGCAUGCACAUUUGUAUGUAUUCCUCCUCUAUGUGGCAUAUGUACUCGCAAAACAUCUUCACAUUCAUCAAUCCAUCCAUAUAUUUACAAUGUCUGCCUAUGGUGGAACCACUGACAAACCCGUUUCAUUUCUUCGCGUUCUUUGUUUAUAACUCUUUAUCAUGGAAGCACUAAACAUCCACACUUUCUGCGGCUGCUAUAGCUGCCCAGUCGCAAUAUACGCCACCCAGCCCCCUCAUGUCAAUCAGACGGCCGCACUCGAUCCAUAGUGGCUCCCAAGUGAAUGCAUUGCACUCGCCUGCUGAUGGAGCACUGAUGAAAAUGGGGAGAAUAUGUGUUUACAAGCAAAUGCUGAAAAAAGAAAAUAUUGUGAAUAUAUAUGUGCGGUGUUCUGGUUCUGUUUUGUUUUCAUUAGCUUUAAGAUAUAAGCAACAAACAUAAUAAAUACUUAUUAUUAUUCAGUACAGACAGACUAACGACAAGAGAGUCAGGCAUACGGACCGACAUUGUACACGAUACUUCCAAUCUUUCUGUAUGAAUUCAAAUGACUACCGAGAUAACAUUGAAAUAUUCAUGUGUCAAUAAAUAAAAUGAAAACAUUUUUGUAGAACCUUAGGUUCAAUUUAUGAUAAA
This is a messenger RNA of Stomoxys calcitrans (stable fly), 2349 nucleotides long. RefSeq names its product G-box-binding factor. Bases 201 to 1592 code for a protein of 463 amino acids. The record is from RefSeq and is a predicted model, not a curated record. The transcript is spliced from 3 exons. NCBI's taxonomy places the organism in Eukaryota, Metazoa, Arthropoda, Insecta, Diptera, Muscidae. Gene Ontology annotation, biological process: regulation of transcription by RNA polymerase II. Gene Ontology annotation, cellular component: transcription regulator complex; nucleus.